GUUCGCCGCGGCUCUGCUGCCGCGCCGAUGUCCCGCAGGGAGCGGAGGGGGCCGGAGGAGGAGGCGGGGGCGGAGGAGGAGGAGGAAGCGGCGAGGGGCAGCCAGGCGCGGCCCAAGAGCCACCCGGAGCCCGCGGCGAGCGGCGGCAGAACGCAGGACCGGCAUGAGAGGAAACGGAAGAGACAGGAGGCGCAGCAGCUCCAGAAGCUCCAGCACUUGGAGUCCUUCUAUGAAAAACCUCCCCCAGGGCUAAUUAAGGAGAAUGAAACAAAACCGGAAGACUGCAUACCUGAUGUACCAGGCAAUGAAAGCGCACGAGAAUUCCUGGCACAUGCCCCUACAAAAGGGCUUUGGAUGCCUUUGGGAAAAGAAGUCAAAGUCAUGCAGUGUUGGAGGUGUAAACGUUACGGACACAGAACGGGAGAUAAAGAAUGCCCGUUCUUUAUUAAAGGCAAUCAGAAAUUGGAACAAUUUAGAGUAGCACAUGAAGAUCCAAUGUACGAUAUAAUAAGAGAAAACAAACGUCAUGAAAAAGAAAUGAGGAUACAGCAACUGAAGCAGCUACUGGAAGACUCUACCUCAGAUGAUGAUGAUAACAGCGAUGACAGUGAUGAGGGCGGUGAAGACAGCAGCAGCUCCACUUCCUCAGAAUGUAGAGAUAAGCAUAAGAAAAAAAAGAGAAAGAAAGAAAAGAAAAAAAAAGAAAAGAAGAAAAAGAAAAAGAGAAAGCGUAAAUCAUCUAAAUCUAAUGAGAAGUCAGAAUCUGACUGACAGCAAUCACCUGCUGCAUGCUUAUUGACCUCUGCUUGGGAACUGCAAGGAAAGAUCCAAAGAAUGAGAAAGAAACCACCAGAAAGGGCUCUGUUAAACUCAGAACAUACAGGUGGAUACAUACAGCAUCCUACACUGUAUCUUCUGCCCCUCUGCAGUGCUGCAGCCAGAAGAGAGCUGCAUUAAACAAUGCUCAGUCAACCAUAUCUUUGUACUGUAAAACCUGUGCUAAUAGUCAUCUGCCUUGGUCAAAUUGGGUCUCUGCGUUGCCACACAUGACUAGCAGCAGAAAGCAGUGACUACCAAGGUAACACCAACAAAUCUGCAGAACUCAGCAGACUGUCUAUUGAAGUGUCUUCUCUCCAUGAAGUUAUUUUAUUACAUACAAUGCCUCGCCGUAAUGGGACUGCAGUUUGCACUGUGUGGAGCACCAACAGUUUGCUUACAGUCCCUAUAAGCAGGUUGUACUGUGGUUUUUUUGUUGUUUUUUUUUUUUUUCUCUGCAAACUGCCUAUGUGCUGAAGUUCAUUGUACUUCUCCUAGUACUGGCAGCUAGGGAAAUCAAGAUCAUCGAUGGAGGGGGAAAAAAGUUAAUCGAGGGGAUUUAUUUUAAGACAAAACUGCAGUGUCAGCAAGACUUUUUUUGUGUGUAGCAAAAUCAACAUCAUUUCCAUUAAUACGCACAUUUCUGCAAUACCUAAAGUGUUCUCCAAACUGUAGGAGUGGGAGCCAAAUGUAAUGAUGUUAAAUGUUCAACUUUCUUGUAAAGAGGUAGUGGUUUUAGUUAUUUAAAAAGGAGGUUUUCAUGUCAGAAAUUAAAGAUUAAUUUCUACCUACA
This is a messenger RNA of Phalacrocorax carbo (great cormorant), 1609 nucleotides long. Lineage: Eukaryota; Metazoa; Chordata; Aves; Suliformes; Phalacrocoracidae. The record is from RefSeq and is a predicted model, not a curated record.